AUCACUUCAGACUUCAGAUCUCUAAGAGCAUUUGAAACCUUCUCAUCUAUCUCCAAACCCUACACACACAGGUAAGGAGAGUCCUAGAGUUCUUUAUUUUUCAGGUUAUGAGGUGCUUGACAAAUAUAUUUGUGUAUGCUUUUUUAAAGGUAGUUUAGUAACUUUAUUCUUGACUUUUCAGAGAUGCAUCUCUCUGUCCUUUUUGUGCUGGGCAUCAGCUUGAUGUCUGCUCACUCCAAACCAGCCGGUACGUCUGCAGCAGUUUUUGACAUUUUUCUCUGAAUUUGACUCUCGUAGUGCUGAUCAGGUUGAACGAAUCCUGUCAUGUUAAUGCCCAUUUUAAAGAGUGUGGUACUUUCUUUGCAGGAUUUAGCAGUUCUCUCCUUCAGAGUUGUUUUGAGGACGCCAAGAAAAUUGUGGAUGAUGCAUACAAGUACUCCAGAGAAGAGUGAGUACUUGUUGCAUGAACAUAUGGAGCUAAUGGGUUGACUGGGUGUGUUUGGGAUACACAAAGAUGUGGCAAAGUGCUUUUUUUAAUAUGCAUAAUUUUCUUUAAAUUUAAGUCUCUGUAUGUCUGUAAAUCGUCAAGCAAUGAAAUAAUUAGAUAAGGUGAGAUUUAAUCAGCUUUUGUAAGCAAAUUGAGAAUUUAAGACUAGAAGAUUGAGUGAUUGGAUGAAUAUAGCAAACCUGUUUUUUUGACUGCUUGUGUAAAUGAGCUUUCUAUCAAAAGUCAAAUUUCUUCCAAGAACAAAACACUUUUGAUUAAACUUUUUUCACUUUUUAUCUCGUAGGAGUCUGAGACGAGUCCGCAGGGAGGUGGUACGUCCACACGACGCUCUCCGUCUCAUGAAACAGCCUCGUGCCCUCACCCGUCAAGCUGUGAGAUCUGCUGACUACAUGUCCCAAACCCUCCGUCUGCUGCACGAGAGGGCACCUCACGUUCACAAACGCUCCCUGAACGCAACAGGUCAGGAAACAAAGACAACACAUCCACGCAAACACAGUUGUCACAUUGUUACUGUGACAUUUUUUUUCCCCAUUCUUGGUUGAACCUGUACGGGGUCCUGUUUCAUAAUGUGGUCACAGAAAACACUUUGAAGUUGUAAUUAGGUCUUGACAAAGACAGCAGACAGCAGACAUGAACCUAGUCAAGGUAUCCUGUGCUGUUUGUUUUUUCAGAUCUGCUCACUGAAGAGGACCUGAUGAAGCUCGCUGAAAUAACCGGAUGUUCAGCUCAGGUCACUUUACCUGAAUGCCGCACCACACAAAACCUCGACAAGUAUCGCACAGCCACCAGCGUCUGCAACAACUUGUAAGAGAAACAUAUAAGAAGACGUUUCUAGGACUAUGUUUUAAAUUUGCUAUAAAGAUGAAAUUAGGAUUUUUUUUUAUUUCAAAUCUACAAAAACGUAAUUGAAAAUUUUUUAACAUAGAACACAAUCUUAAUGAUCAGCUUCUGCUGCUUCUUUUGUGGUCUUGCUUUCCUGAAUUUGAAGGAAAUACUUGUGAAACUUCUUAGGCAAUUCACCACAGAAGGUGUCAACACUGAAACGCUGAAAUUUCUCAAACAGCAUUUCCAAACUUGAACGUCUCUUUCUCACCUUCAGAAAAAACCCGCGUUUCGGAGCCUCCAACACACCCUUCGCCCGCUGGUUACCCGCCGAAUAUGAUGACGGCGUCUCUGAACCGAAAGGGUUUCAAUUGAACCGGACGUUUAACAACUUCAUGCUCCCACUGGUACAGCCCUCAGAAUCCUGCAACUGUUGUAUUGAUUGAUAUACAUGAUGGAUUGUUCAAACUGGAAAACUGAAAUAAAUUCUUCUUUUCUCAGGUGCGACAGGUGUCCAACAACAUCCUCAGCACAACAGAUGCAGGCGUGGUCAACGACACAGAGUUCACUCACAUGGUGACUUUGUUUGGACAGUGGAAUGACCACGAUCUCACCUUCACACCCUUCUCCCCCAGCAUCGUCUCCUUCAGCAAUGGGAUAGAAUGUGAAGAAAGCUGUGAGAGAACUGAGCCGUGCAUCCCCAUAAGGGUCAGUGUGACAAGUCAAACUCAAAUGUUCAUUUUCUUGUUUCCACUUAAAGAUUAGAUCUGUAACCUUUGAUUCAUGCGUACCCAACAGAUCCCUCCCAAUGACCCUCGCUUCCCUACCGGCCCAGACAGUUGCAUCCCCUCCUUCAGAUCAGCCCCGGUUUGCGGAACAGGAUUCUCGGCCUACAACUUUGGUGGGGAACCCAACAAGAGAGAGCAGAUCAACGCUCUCACAGCCUUCCUGGAUCUCGGCCAGGUCUACGGUUCCGAGGAGAGUCUCGCUCUGUCUCUUCGCAACCUGAGCAGCGACGACGGCCUGAUGCGCGUGAACACAGAGUUCAAAGACAACGGCCGUGAGCUGCUGCCCUUCCACCCUCUCCAGGUGAACAUGUGCGCCACACGCAGAAGGACGACCAAUGACAGCAACGCCAGAGAGGUGCCCUGCUUCAUUGCAGGUAAGUCAACUUAAAAGUUCAAUCACAGCAAAGGUCGUGAUCCGAGGGAGUGAGUGCAAUGAGUCUCGGAUCACCCUUUUCCGAUCAACUCUAAAAACCCAAACCCCUCUCUCUCUAAGGUGAUGUCCGUGUUGACGAGAACAUCGCUCUGACUUCUCUUCAUACGUUGUUCCUGCGGGAGCACAACCGCCUGGCUCGUCAGCUGAAGAGGUUGAAUCCACAAUGGGACAGUGAGACCCUUUACCAGGAAGCCCGCAAGAUCAUGGGUGCCUACACACAGGUAGGUACACCUGAAGGCCAGUUAGCAUUCACAGCUACAGUCAUACACUCCACUGUCUUUCCCAGAAAAUAAGUUUCUGUCUCUGUCUCUCUAAGGUGUUUGUGUUCAGGGACUAUCUGCCACAUAUUGUGGGUGACAGAGCAAUGGCGACACUGCUUGGGCGUUACCCCGGCUACAAUCCCAACGUUGACCCCAGCAUCGCAAACGUCUUUGCAACAGCAGCUUACCGCUUUGCCCACUUGGCCAUUCAGCCAGUGCUAGGUCGUCUUGACGCUAACUACAGGGAGAACUCUCAGUUCCCCAGUGUUCCCCUCUAUGAGGCUUUCUUUGCGCCCUGGAGAGUCGUCUUUGAAGGUGAGUAAUUCAGAGAUAAAUACUGUAACAUGUCAGUCAACUCUCUCUUAAACUUGCAACCUAAUCUUGGUUUUCUCUCUCUCUCUCUAAAGGUGGCAUUGACCCUCUGCUCCGUGGUUUGGUCGGCCGUCCUGCUAAGCUGAACACCCAGGACCACAUGAUGGUGGACGCCAUUAGGGAGAGGUUGUUCCAGUUUGUGCAGCAUCUGGCUUUGGACCUGGGCUCUCUUAACAUGGAGAGAGGACGUGACCACGGCUUGCCUGGUACAUCCCUUCCUCUGGUUUCUGCCUUUCAACCCUUUUUUCAAUCUAUGUCUUUCCUCACAGUCCUAAUUUACUCUCUUUUUGUUGUUUUGAUUCAUCUAGGCUACAACGCCUGGCGCAAGUUCUGCGGCCUGUCUACACCCAGAAACCAGGCAGAACUUGCUCAGGUCCUUAACAACAGUGACUUGGCCGCUAGGCUGCUGCGGCUCUAUGGUACACCUGACAACAUUGAUACCUGGUUGGGAGGUGUGGCCGAGCCGUUUGUGCGUGGCGGUCGUGUUGGGCCUCUGUUCGCCUGCCUCAUUGCUCAACAGUUCAAGAAGAUUCGCCAAGGAGACAGGUCAGAACAUUAGCAUCUUUAAUACUGUGUGUAAAGCUCUGAUCCUGCCGGCGUGGACGCACUUACCUCUUUCCUUGCUCUCCUUGUUUUAAACGGUUAGACUUUGGUACGAGAACCCGGGUGUCUUCAGCUCUCGCCAGAGACGGGCCCUCUCCUCAGCUUCACUGUCAAGGAUCAUUUGCGACAACACAGGAAUCACCUCCAUCCCCGCUGAUCCCUUCGCCGUACCAUCACGCAGGAACCUGUUCGUCAGCUGCUCCAGCCUUCCACGACUGAACCUGUCAGCCUGGAGAGAGAGGCCCUGCUCAGGUGAAACAGCACGGGUCCAGACUCAUUAACCUUUAGAAAGGGGGGCACCAUUUUCACAAUCAUUUGUCACCAACUGUAGUUUCACCUGGUGUGUGUUUAUUUCUUCUCUAACCCCUUUGUGCGGACAUCGUUCUUCAUGUGUGGUGUUUAAUCUUGCAGGACCAGGUGGUAGCUGUACUGAAGUCAGUGCAACAGAGGUCGGUUUUAAAUACUAACACUGAGUUUUCACAUUUUAUGAGCACCAUUUAGCCACACUUUCUGAAAAAACGUGCACAUUCAAAUCAUUCAGCACCUCUUGUACUUAACCUUUGGUGAAAGUAAAUAACAUGUAACAACAAUUUUUCACGAGUUUUAACUAUUAAAUGUUUCUGAUGUACAGAGUGUGAGCGACUCGGACCUCCCGGACCACGGGGGCCUAGAGGACAACGAGGUACUUUUUUCAAUCAACCUUUGACAGCUGAAUUUCCUCUGAAUGGUUUAAAAUGUUGUAAUAUUUUAAUGUUACACAUGCUGUGUUAAGUCACUGACUUACACUUUUUCAGCAUUUUCCAUUAUAGGCUACGUAUUGUAUGGGUUAAUUCUGAUUGCAUAAUUUAAUGUGUGCACUCAGCAAUACAAACCACAAAACAUAGAAAAUGUCUGAGGAAUUCAUUAACAGUGCAUUUGUGUUAAAAACUUUGUCUUUAAAGAGGAAAAAAUACACCAAGAACAAAAAGUGUUCAUAAUAAUAGUGAUAAUAAUUGUUUUAUUUUUAGCUAUGCAUCACUCAAAACAUUGAAGCAGUUCAGAAAUACAUGUAAAUAAUAAAGUAAAGUAUAUAACUGUGUACUGUGUAUUCUAUGAGCACUUUGAAUAAACCUUUUCCUGUGUAUCUUUGCAGGUCUAGCUGGACCCCCUGGACCAAGAGGCCCCAGAGGCCCCCCCGGAUAUAUAGCACUCAACGUUAAUGCCUCACAGCCGCUAUCUGCCUUCUCCGUCCUCCUGGGCAAGUACAGCUUAAGCUCAGAGAGAAUCAUUUACUUCCACCAGGUCAUCUACAACGAACAGCACCAUUACAGCACAAAGACCGGCAUGUUCACGUGCGUCAUCCCCGGUGUCUACCAGUUCAGCUUUACUUGCAUGACCUACAAAAGUACAGGAAGCAUGGACCUUAGAUGUAACAACCAGGUGGUGCUGCACAGUUACCCUGUUUACCAGGGAGGCCGCCACAUGGCUUCAGGAGACACCGUGCUCCGGCUAGAGAAGGGAGACAACGUGUGGGUGGAGGCCAAAGAAGGGACCAAAGGCCUGAGCACUAAAAGCCACUUCUCAGGACAUCUGCUCUUCGCUGUGUGACACAAACGCGUCUUCUUCAGGCUGAGCCUCCACCCUCUAAUGCACUAGUUCUCUGUCUGCUUUAGGAUCUCUUUCAUGACUGCACCUUUUUGCACUGAACCUCACCUAAAAGUAAUCAGGUUAUAGCAAAUUUCUAAGAUAGUUUGAUUUAUAAUCUUAUCUUUGUUCCUCGGAGUAGGAUUAAGCUUCAGCUGACAAACGAACAUGUUCAAGUCUCUGAAACACCAACAAAAAUUUUCAUGAGCAGCUAAAUAAACAUGAAUGACUCUGAUUACAGCAAAUCCAGUAAACUGUUACAGUAUGCAGUCUAUUUUACUAUUUAAUAUCAUCAGUAGCUAGAUUGUGAUGGUGGAAACACCGGUAUUUUAAUGAUAUUUUUAUGCACUGGUGAAAUAUAGACAUGUAUCUUAAAUGCUGCAUUGUGCUUUGACUGUGAGGCUAUUUCUAUUGUAACUUUCAAAUGUGUUUGUGUUUUGCAUAGAUAAAUAAACUAAGCUGCAAUUAAAA
Messenger RNA from Xyrichtys novacula (pearly razorfish), 5880 nucleotides. NCBI's taxonomy places the organism in Eukaryota, Metazoa, Chordata, Actinopteri, Labriformes, Labridae. The record is from the annotation of a GenBank genome assembly.